UUUUUUUUUUUUUUUAAUGAGUACCUGAGCUGCUGUUUGACCCACCUCUGUCGGCUCUGACUCAGAUGUGUGUGUGAUCGAGGAUCUCUACCGUUUUGUUUUUUUUUUCUUCACCCACUCUCCCGUUAUUUGAGAGCGCUGCGGAGUCCGCUCUGACUUUACCUGCCUCACCUGAGCAGACUCACCUGUCCGGACAUUUUCUUCCGUCCUCAAAUCUGAAAGCCUGACUUUGACAGCAAGAAAAGUGUGAAGACUUUUAGAAGAUAAAGCUAACGCAACAAGAAGAAAAGGCGCAAGGAGUAAAGAAGAAGAAGAGGAUCGAUCCUUUCCAUUUUCCCCCUCAGCUUCCUGCUUUUAAACUGUUACCUGUUCUGACGUCGCUUCUUUUUUUAAACUUCCGUGCGCUAAAUAAAAAAAAAAAGACUUUUUUACAAGGACCGGUUGGUUUUGACCGAGCAUGCCGCGGGCCUUUCUGGUGAAAAAGGCGAACGUUUCGCCUGGAAAGCGGAACUGGAGUGAGCUCCCCGACCAUGAGAGAGGGGACGUCUACAUCCCAGUCUCCAUCUUCCCGCCAUCGGUCCUGACUACGGAAGCUGAGGCCAGCCCCGCGGAGAUUGUGCCUCUCUGCCUCAGCAAACACACUCCAUCGGACAGUCUUGCUGAGCUGCCGUCCAGCACGGUGCUUGGACAACCGUGGAGUCCGACCGGUUCACCGGAGGGGAGGUCGGACAUCAGACGGAGCUUACAUGGCGGGUCGUUGUAUGUUCGAUCCAAAAUUAAGGUAACUACAGGCGAGUUGCCUCCUGAUCCCUCUCCUCUUCCUCAAGCUCAUCCCUCCAUUUCCAAUCCACAACCUUUACCUCCACAAGCCACUGUGAUGCCACCUGCCCCCAAGCAAAACCCUGUGCUUUCAGAGGUGGCAUCGAUGGUGAGCAGAUCACUGGGUCAAACUCAGAACACUCCCUCAACCACAGCAGGAGGCUUUGUGUGCCAGGUUUGCCAGAAGACCUUCCAGUAUCAGCGCAUGUUAAACAGACACAUCAAGUGCCACAGUGACACCAAGAGACACCUGUGCACCUUCUGCGGCAAAGGCUUCAACGACACCUUCGACCUCAAGAGACACGUCCGCACACACACAGGCGUCCGUCCAUACAAGUGCUCGCUGUGCGACAAGGCCUUCACCCAGCGCUGCUCCCUGGAGUCCCACAUGAAGAAGAUCCACAGCGUCACCCUGAAGUACGCCUACAAGGAGCGCCGCAACAAGCUGUACGUCUGUGAGGAGUGUGGCCACACAGCGGGUGCUCAGGACGAGCUGCUCCUCCACCUGCAUUCGCUGCACCCAGACAGCGCCCUCCUGAAGGGGAAGGCCGCGAGGAGGGCGGGAGGUCUGGGAGCAGCAGGUACCGACUCUGUCGGAGGAUCCUCUCCAGGUUCUCCGCGGGAAGCCGACAGCGAUGACACUAACGGAUCGGCUGGGCAGUAGAUCACCAGAAUAAACUCAGAAAGGAUGGAUGAAGGAGGAAUGUGUUAACUCAUGGACUUACAGAGUUUACUGUUUAUAUAUUUAUGAAAGGGCUGGGAUUUGGGUUUUCUCUUGUAUGAAAAACGCCAAUGAUAUGAUGCAGCAAGAGUAAGUUUGACUAGAAUGGGCCAAAACAUUAUGACCACAUUCAAACAUGUAUCAUCAGGGAUUAUUUCAUGAGCAGCAGAUGUAGCUUAUCAACCAACAAUCAGAUUUUAUCUCCCAAACAGAACCUUAGAAGAACCUGAAACAAGGUAGAAACUUUUUAGAAGACGCUCGAGAUCAGCCGCAUACGCUUUCGUCCCACAUCCACCCAACCUUUGUGCAGGAACGCCUCAUUAUGUUUUGGCUCAUCUUUAUAUUUUCUAUGGGACUGUAUUACCAGUGGGCUUCUCUGUGAAACAGAAGAGAUACAUUUUUCUAAUGGAAAACAUUAUUAUUAAAGUAAAUAAUAUAUUACAUAA
Molecule: messenger RNA, 1986 nt
Organism: Girardinichthys multiradiatus
Lineage: Eukaryota; Metazoa; Chordata; Actinopteri; Cyprinodontiformes; Goodeidae
Gene: ovol1a
Product: ovo-like zinc finger 1a
Exons: 5
Coding region: 458-1483 (341 amino acids)
Biological process (GO): epidermal cell differentiation; regulation of transcription by RNA polymerase II
Cellular component (GO): nucleus
Molecular function (GO): DNA-binding transcription factor activity, RNA polymerase II-specific; RNA polymerase II cis-regulatory region sequence-specific DNA binding
Source: RefSeq, a predicted model, not a curated record